GUUCAGAAAGAGCUAGGCGGGGACCGGAGAAAGGUUUAAAUUACUACUAAUAAUGAGAUUAGUUUUGUGUGGUUCCAUUUUCUACUUCUGUAACUAAGUCUCAGAGAGGACCUUAGAAAGAAGUAUGGCUGGACAACAGAUCGCCAAACGUCGGCGACCCUCCAUUGCUGAUGAUGAGAUUGGCGAAGCGUGGGGCAAUACAACCAAGGAUAACGAUGAUGAAGGUAUCAUGGUUGAUGAUCUGUACAUUCAGGCCGAUGAGACGGAUAUUGUGCCUGAAAAGGAAAGAACCGGAUGCUGGCAUGGUUGCAUGCGUAGCAUUAAAGGAGUGUGGGCCACUCGGCAAAUGGCUGCCAAUGGGGAGACAGAUCGGGAGUGGUACGUGAAGACAACCAUCAAGGAACUGGUCAUCUACUUAGUUUUUCUUACGAUACUGUGCAUAUUGACUUUCGGAAUGAUGAGUCCUAAUAUGUAUUACUUGACCAAAGUCAUCAGUGAGCUAUUCCUGGAAUCGCCCUACGAAGAUACCAGAAACAAUGUCAAGGGAUCAACACAAAUAAUCGACUUCUGGAGGUUUGAUCAGUACGUACUGCACGACUGUUUGUUUUGGGAAAAAUGGUACGAUAAUGAUGGCACGCCCACUCUCCAAGAAGAUAGAAAUGUUCUAUACGAGAAUCGACUUCUGGGCUCUCCAAGACUUCGAAUGCUGCGCGUUAGAAACGAUUCCUGCGUAGUCCAUGAUGAUUUCAAAUCCUCCAUUUCAGAGUGCUACGAUGUGUAUUCUCCUCAAGUAGAAGACAAAAGGUCAUUUGGUGUGAUGAACGGGACCGCGUGGAAUUACUUUUCUGAAAGAGAACUGGGAGGAUCCAGUCAUUGGGGUUUGCUGGCAACCUAUAGUGGAGCUGGUUCAUAUGCAGAUUUGGGUACUAGCCAGAACGAAUCGAAGACAGUGAUGGCAUUCCUCAAAGAAAAUCUAUGGAUUUCAAGAGCAACCAGAGCCGUAUUCUUAGAUUUCACGGUUUAUAAUGCAAAUCUGAACUUAUUUUGCAUUGCAAAGAUUGUUUUCGAAUUUCCGGCAACAGGUGGAAUGAUUCCUUCAUGGAGUUUCAGAACAGUCAAGCUUCUUCGCUAUGUGACAACAAGCGAUUACUUUAUUUUUGUAUGCGAAAUCAUCUUUUCAGUCUUUGUUGUAUAUUACCUAAUCGAAGAAAUAUUAGAAAUAAAACGGAAUAAAUGCAAAUAUUUCAAGGAUUUUUUCAACAUUCAAGACAUCUUGGUUCUCACAGUAUCCAUUAUGUGCAUCGGCUUUAGUGUGUACAGGAACAUGGUUAUGGAUGAUUUGCUCCAAGAACUGUUGAGUCAGCCCGACAACUAUCCGAAUUUCGAAUUCUUAGGAUAUUGGCAGACACAGUUUAACAAUCUUGUUGCGCUGACAGUUUUUCUCGCAUGGAUCAAAAUAUUCAAAUACAUCAGUUUCAACAAAACCAUGACGCAGUUAUCAUCCACAUUGUCUAGGUGUUCUAAAGAUGUGGCAGGAUUUGGAAUUAUGUUCUUCAUAGUCUUCUUUGCAUUCGCUCAGUUGGGUUAUCUAUUGUUUGGUACUGUUGUUCGUGAUUUCAGCACAUUUGCGAAAGCUGUAUUUACACUAUUAAGACUUAUUCUAGGAGACUUCAACUUCUACGAGUUGGAGGCAGCCAACCGAAUUCUAGGACCUAUUUACUUUCUAAGUUAUGUGUUUUUUGUGUUCUUCGUUCUGAUGAACAUGUUCUUGGCUAUCAUCAACGACACAUAUGCUGAAGUAAAAGCAGAGAUUGCAUCUCAGAAGAAUGAAUUUGAAAUUGCUGAUUAUUUCAAAAAGGGUUUCAACAACAUGAUGGGUAAGCUUGGAAAAAGAAAUCAGCUGUUGGAUCUUCAAAAUGCUCUUAAACUUGCUGAUUCUAAUGGUGAUAACAAACUGACUUUUGAAGAAGUUCGUCAGAAAUUAAGACAGCAAAACUUUACGGACAUGGAAAUCGAAAUGCUGUUUGCCAAGUACGAUAUCAAUAACGAUCGGGAGUUGGAUGCAGAUGAAACGAAGAUGAUGCUCGCGGAUUUGGACAACCAGCGCUUAGAAAUCGAACGCCAGGUCCACAAACCUGAAUCAAAUGAAUCGUCCAACGCCGUCAAUUCUGUUGCCAUGGCUUCCCUUGUCUCGCAACAAGACUUCAAUGGUUUGUCGGAAAGAGUGGAUAAAAUGGAGAAUUCCAUCGGCAACAUCGUAUCUAAAAUUGAUGCAGUUUUGAACAAGAUGGCGGCUAUGGACAGGGCAAAAGUGAAAAGAAGAGAAAAUAUGAAUAAAAUACUGAACACUAUUUCCGAAAGUGGAGACUUAGACGAAAAGGCAAAACGACAUCACAUGGAAAAGAUGGUUCGUGAAGAGCUCCAGAGAUGGGACUCGGAGUCGUCUCUUCGAGUACCAAACACCAGCUCCAUCCCAUCCCCGAAAAAGAAGAAAUAAGUGUCUGAGAUGCUAUACUCUUCCUCUGUACUAAAAGCACCCAGGACACAAUUAUAUAUAUAUGUCUAGUCAUACAGAUUGAAACACUAGACACACACACCAACAAAAAAAAAAAAAAAAAUAUUUGCCUUUGUGAUGCAGUUCUGUAAGUUAAAAACUAUUCUAUCAGUUGCACUAACAAUAGAAAUUACAAUAAAAGUAAUUUCAAAAUGCAAUUUUGUUGUUGAUCCAAAUAUUCCUUUGCUUAAUUUUGAGAUUUUACAAAGUUCCAUUUCCUGAU
Molecule: messenger RNA, 2777 nt
Organism: Argiope bruennichi
Lineage: Eukaryota; Metazoa; Arthropoda; Arachnida; Araneae; Araneidae
Product: polycystin-2-like
Exons: 17
Coding region: 125-2497 (790 amino acids)
Biological process (GO): detection of mechanical stimulus
Cellular component (GO): membrane
Molecular function (GO): calcium ion binding; calcium channel activity
Source: RefSeq, a predicted model, not a curated record